UCUGUCCUUGUGAAGCGGAGCUGAAGCAGUCUGUUGGAGAACGUGCUCCUCUGUCCCUGCAGCAGGUGGAGAGGGCGGUCCGGGUUCUCCAAUAUGGACAAUAGUUUCUUCAGUCCUCUUCUCCACCACCUGUCCAGGUAGUCCUGUUUGCAGCCAGUGAUGGAGCCGGCCUUCUUCACCAGUUCAGUGAGUCGGUGUCAUUACUUUUUCUCAACACAAUACAAAACCCUUCAGGUUCCGGAAGCAGCGGAAUUUGGGAGAUUGGUGUGAAGCUGUGAAGUCAAGCCGGACACGCGUCACCAGGUGUUUACAGGAAGUGAGACACCUUUAGCUCACAGAUUAAAGCGGCGCAUUGCCCCGAAGCGUCAGCACCGCGUUCCUUUAACAAAAGCAGCUUUUACUUUGAAAGUUACAACCGGAAGUGUGCAAUUAUUUUUGGGCUGCAGAAAGAGCCAGCCGUUAAACGUGUGGCGUCACUGUCGGAAAACACCGGGAUACAAACAAACCGAAGACUCCGUUAACGGCGCAGCUGAAUCCGGGAGAAAAGGCGGAGAAGCGCCGCCGGUUCGUGCUGCCCGGUCCCCGGCUGCCCGGUCCCCGGCUGCCCGGCCUCCGGUGACAUGGACGUCCCGCGCGGGGUGUAGACUUCUGCUUCGGGACUGAAGGUGAGCGCUCCGCCGCCUGGCCCCGUUGUUUCUCGCGACUCCUUCAUUCCUCCUGCGGGAACAGGUGCACACUGCGGCCGCAAAGGAAGGACACCACGUCGGCUUAAAACUAACUUUAAAGUUGCUUGUGAUCGCGGGGCGCCGUGACAUGCGAGCAGCGGCGUCCCGGCCGCUGGAAUCAAAUAUUAAUGCUCAAGAUGGUUCCGCUACAGAUAAUAAAACACACCGAUGCAUAUGCAUCGCCGGCCUGGGUGUAAAUAGUGCGGUGGGGGCUAACGCCUGGACCCAUCCUCCUGUGAGUGUCACAGCCGGAGAAGCCCCCGACAGCACGGCACGCCUCUGCUCCACCGGCCGGUACAUACCGAGCCCCCACAGUCCGGACGGGGAGAGGCCACCGCCGUGCGGGUCUCACGCAAACGCCUUGAACCGAAAUGCCUCCUGUGCACAUCCCUGGACUACCUGCCACCAUAAACACUUAUAAUUACAUGCAAUCUGUUGUGUGGUUUUCCAUCCAUGUGGUGAUCUGACUCCGUGGUCAUUUUCGAGGCUGUAGUUUGUGGUGUUUUUGUAUUGGAUGGCACUAAUGUGCAAGGAUUUUAAUUUUUUUUAAAUUUGUUACCCCCUUCUCAUUUUUUUGUGCUUCAUAUAUAAAAGAGGAGGACAAUUAUUGAAAACACCCUUCAGUAAAAUGCCGUUUCAAAGUGCUAACCUGGCUUCUAGACACUAUUGGGGUUUAAGGCCAGCGGCUGGCCAUCUGGUCCAAGUCUUGUGUAAGACCGUCACACAAUGCCAGCUUAUCAGUGGCAGGUUUCGGUGAGGCCCAGCAGUGUGUGCACUAUAGUGUCAAUAGCCAAACACACUGCAAACUAAUGUCCCCUCACUGUGUGCAGAGAUACAUAGAGAUGCACUCACUGGAGGCCCCCCGACCAGCUGGGGGCCGGUUCAGAGUAGGGAGGCAGUCGAUGGCUAUAUAAUGAAACUGGCACUAAAAGGUGUUUUGAGAAAGUACGAGAGGUCCUUGAGCAUGCGGCCGUAACUGGUCACCCCAAAUAUGAUGUUUGCUGCAGCAGGAUGCGAGAUGAGCCGUGGACAGACACAGGGGGGCACACUCACUCACACAUCAUCUCAGCCAGGAGGAUCAUGGCUCAGAUGAUCGCAUCACAGUUCAAUUGCCUGGUUAAAGCAGGAUUUGUAGGCGGAUAAAGAUAUUCAUAUUUGAAAGUUUUAAAAGUUCUACUGCCUGAUAUUCUUUUUAUUUAAUCUUUACAUUCACAAUGCCAUAAAUGUGACAUUUCAUGGUUGAAAAUAAAGUGGUCUGCUAUACAAUUUAUGUCAUUUGGUUCUGUUUCUAAACUACGUCAAUCAACUAUUGAAUUCCUAUACUGCCACGUUUUGUUGCUUAUCUGUUGAGUAAUAUACUGAUAUCAAUAUAUCUGAGAUAAGCUAACAUCAGUCUCUAUCUAUCAGGCUCUAUCUAGUAAGCUGUGUAAAAAAAUGAUUGCAUCAAUCACAACUUUAAGCACAAUUUAACAGUUUUCCGAGUACCAAAGUAUGUAAUCACCUUUCUUUCCUCAUUAAAAUCAAUAAAGUUUAGCCGUCUCUUACUUUGCCAUCAUCACUUAAUACCAGCUUGUGGCCGCCGUGGUUAUGUUUUUAGACUUAUUUCUAAAAAGUUUGCCCCCUUUCCAAAUGAGUGUAUUUACAUUUUUAGUGUGCACACGUAUCACUUUACAUGAAGCUCAUUAAAACCCUGUUUCCCCAAAGAGAAAAGUGCUUCACAUGCUCCCACUGAGUCAUCCAUGAAGUCUCUCAUAACUUACCCAGCCCUUUCAGAGUCCACAAGAACCUUGUUUUUCAGGCCUCUUUGUGGUCUCCUUUCAGUGGCUGCAGGCGUGUUGGAAUACAGCGCAGAUGAAAUGGUUUUUUUCAGUAUUUGCUAUUCAAAAGUCAGCGUGACAACUUAACUCAUGUAGCCCAGAGGUGAGAAGCAGAGACCCAUGCAAAGCAGCUUCUAUACCCGCAGCUGAAGUUCCACGGUGUAGGUUUCAUGUUCUUAUUAAAAGCUCUAUUUUUGGAAGGCAAUCUGUUCAAAGUUUGUACAAAAGAGUUUCGAGUGUCCUCGAGAUGUGAAUACUUUGAUAAAACAGUGAAAGGUCAGAGAGGAGAGGCAGCGUGUGAGCACACUGAGGUGUAGAAGAUGAAGAGAGGAGUGAGAGCACGAGACUGAACCUGCACUACAAUCACACUGACCUGAGUGGCCCUGUAAGCACACACAGACCAAAAUAACCACUGGAGAGCUGCACAUUACUGCUGCUGUUACGAGGCAUGUUUGAGAUGCAGCCCGUCGUGUUCAGGUAGCAGGUCUUCAGGAGUGUGUGUCAGGUCUCUGCUUUGGUCCAUUGGUGAAGUCGUGCUAUCAUGCACAUAUUCUACUAUUGUGGCUGGCAGAUAGAGGAAUGGUGACUUGGCAAGUGGAUAUUCGGUCCUCCUGUUUUAGAUUAUUAUCCAGCACAUGAGGGUCCUACUUCUAUAACAUGCACUAUAAAUAAAAGGUUUAGUUCAGUCUUUAUACAUAUACAACUAGAAAGGUGCCCUCAGUAAAGUAGUAGUCUGCAACUACCACUGCUGUAAUGUUUGAUUCAAUGAAUACAACCCAUAAUUGACUGAGCUUAUAAUGGGUGUGUAUGGCAUGAUCAGAUCUAGAGUGAGAGGGAUCAGAACGAAGGGAUUCUUGUGCCGGUCCUCACGUGUCGAUGGAAUCCACGAUGUUUCCCACAUGUGUCAAGAGAAACCUCACCGAGGGAGCAAGUCCACCUCUCUGCCCCAUCCGACUCCAUUCUAAACCCGAGCACUAAGAGAGCAGAGGUAAACAUUCCUCAGAUGGAGCUUAUGUCAAUGUGCAGCCGACAAGAAACCAAGGUUGUGAAGUGGGUCCAAAGAUACACAUCCACAUGUCAAAGGAAAAGCAAAUGAAUCAGAGUUCUAUGUGGUGAUCAAACGGGAGCAGAACACAAACCAGUUAGAUUUGACUUCCUCUUAGUGUUCUUUGAGCCUGAAAAGGAAGAUUACUACAAGUCUUUUUCAAAGAAGGAAGCCUUCAACAACAGAAAUAGAGCCGCGUCACUGAAUCAGACAAGUGAAACACUGGUGGAGUCGCAUGCUGAUCCUGGUUCAGUGCUGCUGUUGAUGACAUCUGUUCCUGAUAUCUGCUGGAGUGAAGUUUGUUUGCACACCGGUGUGUGUGUGUGUGUGUGUGUGUGUGUGUGUGUGUGUUUACUGAAGGUGGGACCUGUUUGGUGACACACUGUAUCCACAGGUCCUGUGAAUGUGUUGGUGUUAGUCAAAGACGAUGCUGAACAGGACCGAGGGGAAAGGGGGUUGUGGGGUUGAGCGCUGCAGAGAGGACACUGCAGUAAAUACAGGGACACGUGUGGAGGUGAAGUGGAGACGAUGGGCCCAGUGUCCCUGUGCUUCAGGAGAUGUCUCUGGGUCGGCUCCUGCGACGCGCCUCCUCCAAGGCCUCCGACUUCCUGACCUUUAACCCCGGGGCGGGGGGCUCAUCGCUGCGCUCGGGCUUGGAUGGCGAGAUCAUCUUCUCCAAAAAUAAUGUUUGCGUGCACCCUGCGGAGCCGCUGCCUGGCCUGGCAGAGCAUCACCCAGGCUACCUGUGCGUCCACACGGAGAAGGACGAGAGCCUCGGCACCACCCUGAUUCUGACCUGGGUGCCCAACUCCCGCAUCCAGAAGCAGGACGAGGAGGCGCUGCGCUACAUCACGCCAGAGAGCUCCCCUGUGCGCAGGAAUGCUCGGCGUCGAGGCCGACGACCCCACUCCCGUCACCCAGCAGCCCAGGAGGAAGAUGAGGAUGAGGAGCGGAACAUCACCAGCAGCACCUCCGCAGAGAGCCACGGCCUCGUGGUGGAUCCCUCCUCGCACCAGCUGCAGCUGCCCUCGGCCGGGGAAGAGGGCGACGAGGGCUCCUGCGAGCUGUCGGACGAAGUGAGUCGGGACAGCACCAUGGGGUCCGACUCGGACACCUUCUCCUCCCCGUUCUGCCUGUCCCCCGUCAGCGAGGCCCUCUGUGAAAGCAGCGGCUCCGUCUUCCUGGACAGUGAAAGCAGAGAGCUGUGCGAGGAGUCUAUGACCCACUCCGCGAGCUCCGCCUCCAGCCUCGACAGCCACGCCCCCUCCGAGAGCUGCGGCCAGUUCCACGGCGUGCGGUGGGAGGAGCAGCAGAAGGUGCUGGUUCUGGAGCAGUUGUGCGGUGUUUUCAGGGUGGACCUGGGUCACAUGCGGUCGUUGAGACUCUUCUUCUGUGAUGAGGCGUGUACCAGUGGCCAGCUGGUGAUUGCCAGCCGAGAGAGCCAAUAUAAGAUUCUCCACUUCCAUCACGCUGGCCUAGACAAGCUGGCUGAGGUCUUCCAACAGUGGAAGUGCUGCAGGGAGACUCAGCUUAAAGACCAGGUAUCGGAUGAGAAAUCCUGCAUGCAGUUUUCCAUCCAGAGGCCCACCCUGCCGUCGGCUGAGACUCACCCAGAGGAGAAGCUUUACCGGCGGCUUGAUGUCACCACCUGGCUACGUCACCUCAACCACAACGGGCAGGUGGAGGAGGAGUACAAGCUACGCAAGGCCAUCUUCUUCGGCGGUAUCGACCCGUCCAUCCGCGGCGAGGUGUGGCCCUUCCUGCUGCACUACUACAGCUCUGACUCCACCUCUCAGCAGAGGGAGGCCUGGAGGCUGCAAAAGCGCUCGCUCUAUCACGACAUCCAGCAGAGGAGAUUGUCCAUGAGCCCAGAGCAGCACAGCGAGUUCUGGAGAAAGGUCCAGUUCACCGUGGAUAAAGACGUGGUGAGAACCGACCGCAGCAACAACUUCUUCAGAGGAGAGAAUAACCCAAAUGUGGAGAUCAUGAGGCGGACUCUGCUCAACUACGCAGUGUUCAACCCAGACAUGGGCUACUGCCAGGGCAUGUCUGACCUGGUGGCCCCCUUGCUCACUGAGAUCCAGGACGAGAGCGACACCUUUUGGUGCUUCGUCGGUCUCAUGGAGAACACCAUCUUCAUCAGCUCCCCGCGUGACGACGACAUGGAGAGGCAGCUGAUGUACCUGCGUGAGCUGCUGCGCCUCAUGCUGCCUCGCUUCCACCAGCACCUGACCCGGCUGGGGGAGGACGGCCUCCAGCUGCUUUUCUGCCAUCGAUGGAUCCUGCUCUGCUUCAAACGAGAGUUCCCCGACACCGAGGCCCUGCGCAUGUGGGAGGCCUGCUGGGCGCACUACCAGACGGACUACUUCCACCUGUUCCUGUGUGUGUCCAUCAUCGUCCUCUAUGGGGAGGACGUGACGGAACAGCAGCUCGCCACGGACCAAAUGUUGCUCCACUUCAGCAACCUCUCCAUGCACAUGAAUGGAGAGCUGGUGCUACGCAAGGCCCGCAGCCUUCUCUACCAGUUCCGCCUGCUACCCAGAAUCCCCUGCAGCCUCCAUGACCUUUGUAAACUGUGUGGCCCGGGGAUGUGGGACAGCCGCUACAUCCCCACUGUGGAGUGUUCUGGUGAACACCCAGACUCCCAGAGCUGCCCCUAUGGAGGCACCUCCACCCCCCAGCCCUCCUCGCCCUCCCUGUCAUCCCCACCAAACUCCACCCCCACGCCUCCACCAGAGGGCAAGAAAGGCUCCAAAACCCGGGAUAUUUUCACCUUCCGGAAGCACUCCUGAGGAGAGAAGGCUCCGGGAAGCUUUGCUGGUCUCGGCUCACGUGGGUUUUGAAUCCUGAACUACUUGCCGUCCUCUGACUCCUCUCCCCAAAGUCCCUGCAUCUCACCGAGGACGUCUGUCCCUUGAGGAACUCUGGCUUACCAGAGUGAUAUUUGCAACGCACGUCAUCACAUGAAUCCGCCACGACGAUGGUUUGCUGCUGGACGGGCCAGAGGUCCAAAAAGCUGCGUUCCUCUCGGGGCAGAAUGGACAAUCACCCGGCGCUGUGUCGGUGUGGAGCUGCUUCAGGUUUGAGUCUGGCUGGGCUACUUCCAGGGGCUUUGUGGGCUACUUCCAGGGGCUUUGUGGGCUACUUCCAGGGGCUUUGUGGGCAGGGGUCACAUCGGGGUCUGAGGCCACCGGCCUGAAGUCGCACAGACUCUGACCCAGGGUCAGAUGAAACUGGAGAUUCAUUCAGGACUUGAACUACAACUUUGGAAAAUGUUGCCGUGUUCUCACAAUGGAAUAUUUGUGUGACUAUCAAAUUACAUGUGCAUAUCUCAUGUCUGAGCAGGACAUUUUAAAGAUGGAAUCCAAACCUUUAACAAAGAAGGGUUCAUCUACAAAUAGGAUUAUAACGAGUUUCUGGUACUUUUAACUUUUCAAACAAGUGAAUGUUUGCAGUUACAAAUAUUUAGCAAUACUAUAUCCUUGCAUGAACGAUUCUUGACAUAUAGAGGGCACAACUUGUUUGUUGGAAAACACUAAAGCCAAAAACAGAAGUAAGAAUGUGUGUACACAACAAGCGCAUCAUAAUAGGGCUCUGCUUAUUCCUGCUUAUCAUUUGUUAUAAUGAAGGGAGGAAGCAGGCGUCCGCUUCACCUGUCGAGCAAUAGGAGCUUAACCAUCUACACAUUAGCAUCUGUGACGUAUUGGAUUGAUAUGACGUCUGCCAAAGAAAGCAUAGAAAAAUUGACGGCCUGGUGUUUUACUUGAAGUUUUGUCUUUUGUGUUGAACCAUUUUUACACAUGUUGUGAACAACAGUCAGCACGGCGGGUUUGUUUUCUCCACUUUCACCUUAAAGUGACAACGCACUAUCAACACUGAAUAUCAGUCCAACUGAAUGUAUCUUUAUUUAGUGUGUGUGUGUGUGUGUGUGUGUGUGUUCUCAACAUCUGGUAAUGAGUUGAACAGCCAUAGAGGGCCUCCCUCCCUGACCAGUCUCUUUAAUUAUAGCAGUCAUCAUGGGCAGAAGGAAAGUAACGCCGGCUCUUCAGAAAGAAAAAUAAACAAAGGGGAGAGUGUGAUUUAAGCUCUGCACAGGGAUCCAUACUUGGAGACUAAUAUUGGAUCUAUAGUGAUCUAGUGAGUCUUCUCCUCUGGGAUGUACGAGUCCCAGAGGAGAAGACGCUCUCUACUCUGCAGCUUUUCCCUGAGAGCUUUUGAGUGACACUCCUGAGGCUGGAAACAUCUUCAAAUUGCUGCUAAAAUGUAACAUUAAGACCUUCAAUCAGCUCUCUCUCUCUCGCUCUCUCUCUCUCUCACUCACUCACUCACUCUCUCUGUCUCUCUCUCUCUCUGUCACUCUC
Cyclopterus lumpus (lumpfish) is the source of this 7948-nucleotide messenger RNA. RefSeq names its product TBC1 domain family, member 16 (gene tbc1d16). The coding region runs from base 4145 to 6379 and encodes 744 amino acids. Gene Ontology annotation, molecular function: GTPase activator activity. Lineage: Eukaryota; Metazoa; Chordata; Actinopteri; Perciformes; Cyclopteridae. The transcript is spliced from 14 exons. The record is from RefSeq and is a predicted model, not a curated record. Gene Ontology annotation, cellular component: early endosome. Gene Ontology annotation, biological process: activation of GTPase activity.